CUUGAAGGGAACGUACUAAAAGACGCCGUGGGUGGAGAAGAAUUGGAGUAUCUUCUGAAGAUCAACUGCUACCCACCUUGCCCUCGCCCUGAUCUGAUACUUGGUGUGCCGGCACAUACCGAUAUGUCGGCCUUAACAGUUCUAGUUCCCAACGAUGUCCCAGGACUCCAAGUCUUCAAAGAUGACCGAUGGUUUGAUGCAAAGUAUAUCCCCAACGCUCUCGUCAUCCACAUUGGUGACCAGCUUGAGAUCUUAAGCAAUGGCAAAUACAAGAGUGUCUUGCAUAGGACCACAGUGAACAAAGAGAUGACAAGGAUGUCAUGGCCAGUGUUUUUCUCGCCACCUGCAGAGAUGGUUAUAGGUCCUCUUCCACAACUUGUUAAUGAAGAUAACCCUGCAAAGUACAAGAGUAAGAAAUACAAGGACUAUCAAUACUGCAAGCUCAACAAACUUCCACAGUAGAACUACUAAAUAAAGGAUUGAAAACAAGUGUGGUUAAAUAAAGUAGUAGUCCCUUCUUUCCCUUUUCUUUGGGUUUGGUUAUUUGUAAUGUUGACCUUGUCUUAUAUGGUUUUGUUAGCUUCUUGGUCAUGGUCAUGGUCAUGAAAAGAACUUAUAAAUGAAAGGGGCCAAAUAAAAAUUUUUUGAUAGUUAAUUGGAUGGUUAGGCUAUUUUUUUAUUUUAUUUUAUUUUAUUUUAUUUGUGUACUUGUGGAACUUGAUUGUUUGGAAUGAAAAGAUGUGUAUGUGAACA
Macadamia integrifolia is the source of this 753-nucleotide messenger RNA. RefSeq names its product flavonol synthase/flavanone 3-hydroxylase-like. Gene Ontology annotation, biological process: response to light stimulus. The annotation marks the transcript as partial. The record is from RefSeq and is a predicted model, not a curated record. The transcript has 2 exons. Gene Ontology annotation, molecular function: flavonol synthase activity. Lineage: Eukaryota; Viridiplantae; Streptophyta; Magnoliopsida; Proteales; Proteaceae.